Molecule: messenger RNA, 18257 nt
Organism: Lymnaea stagnalis (great pond snail)
Lineage: Eukaryota; Metazoa; Mollusca; Gastropoda; Lymnaeidae
Source: the annotation of a GenBank genome assembly
GCAAACAUUGUUCUCCUGGGACCUCGUGAGACAGCCCAGAUUGUAGGUGAACAGGUGCAGUUUGACUGCGACCUCACAGACAUUGAUGCCACCUCAAAACCAGGUGAGAGAAUUAUUUUAGGUCUCCAGGCCAUUGCAUCCCACUGGCCUGCUGGAUUGUCCACCAACACUGAAAUGCAAAGAGGCCAUCCCAUGUCAUAUUUUCGCAUACAAUAAAACACACGACCCAUUUCUAGUUCAAAGUUCAAACAAUACAAUAAAAAUGUAAAGACUUACUUCAAGCCUCACUUUCUGUGAUUUCAAAUAUACUUUACAAUUUACAAAAUUUUUUUUUUAUUGUUACCAGUUAGAAAUAUAACUGUUUGAAUCCUAUUAGUUGGAUAUAUUAGUUAGAUACAACUUAAAUAUUACUGACAACAGAACACAAAAAGAAACUGCUCUGUGGUUUCCCCAACACAUAUUUUGUUAAAGCUGUUGUGUCCAUAUCGCAAUUCUUUUUUUGUUUUAACCAGUCCCUGUCAGCAAGCCCUAUACCAUAACAUGGACGUUUCGUGCCCUGGACCAAGAAGCCGUGUCCACCGUGAUGACCGCCUUCCACCAGGGUAACCAGAAGUUUACAAUUCUGUCACCUGCGCCAGAUAAGUAUCAGGACACGCAGAGCCCCAGACUUUUGGUCCACAACCUCGUCCUGUCUGACGCGGGCUGGUACGCUUGCAGCAGCAACUUGACCACGGAGAUUGUCGGAGCUAACCUGUUGGUUAUUGGUACGUCAGUCAUAUUUUUAACAUUAUUCAGAUAGUUUUUGUAUGUCGUCAGAGACAUCAGAUAGUAUUGAGUAAUCAGGUAGAAUUGUGUACAUCAUCAGAUAGAAUUGUGUACAUCAUCAUAUAGUUUUGUCCAUUUCCUAAGUUAGCCUGUCAAUAUAUCUUCAAGACAUAACAUCCAAUUUCCUUGAUUUAGUCAACACAUUUCAUUAUUAUUGAAUAGAAAUUGGAGCAUGUAAUCAUUAUUGAAUAGAAAUUGGAGCAUGUAAUCAUUAUUGAAUAGAAAUUGGAGCAUGUAAUCAUUAUUGAAUAGAAAUUGGAGCAUGUAAUCAUUAUUGAAUAGAAAUUGGGGGUGAUAAAAUAGACAUGGGGGAACUUAAUUGUGAUAUAAUAGAGAUGGGGAAUCUCUAAUUGUGAUAUAAUAGAGAUGGGGAAUCUCUAAUUGUGAUAUAAUAGAGAUGGGGAAUCUCUAAUUGUGAUAUAAUAGAGAUGGGGAAUCUCUAAUUGUGAUAUAAUAGAGAUGGGGAAUCUCUAAUUGUGAUAUAAUAGAGAUGGGGAAUCUCUAAUUGUGAUAUAAUAGAGAUGGGGAAUCUCUAAUUGUGAUAUAAUAGAGAUGGGGAAUCUCUAAUUGUGAUAUAAUAGAGAUGGGGAAUCUCUAACCAUAUUUCCUUGCUUUAUUUUCUUUGUGUUGACCUGCUAUAUGAAUGUGACUGCCUCACUGUCUACAGGUCACCCCAAGUGCCACAAUGAAAAAGCAGAUGUUUACUUCAGAGAGAACAUUAGCCUUGAGUGCACUGUCAGUUAUGGUGGAAGUAGGCAUCCGGUUGUUGACUGGAGGUAAACAAUAUAUCAAUUCAAAGUAAAGGGUUCUCAAAGUAAAGGUUUAUGGCACUAGUAGUCCAUAAUAAGUGAUACACUUGAUGGAGAUCCAAAAAAAGAACAAUAACUUGAGGAAUUGCAUGAUGGGUGUCCUUCCUACAAUGUGGAUAAAUUCCUGCCAGUCCAUGACUCUCUACUACUUUGAGAAGCACCAUAUUAGGUUAUACUUGACAACACGUCAUAAUUUCCAUUAAUUCACCUUCUUAUAAGCUAUCCAUAUAUUGUUGUUACCAACAUUUAUUAAAAUGUGUGUGCCCAGGACACCUCAUCAUUUCACAAACUUAACAGCAUACUAAUCAGACAUGGUAACAAAAUCUGUUUUUAACAUUUUUUAUUAGGUCAAUUACACAAAAUUGACAUGCAUUUGGCUAGGCUACAGAUCUCCUAGCGUGGACAUAUACCUAAAAUAAAACUACUAAUAUCUAUAGUUGAAACACUGAUGUAGUUGAAAAAGUACUUAUAUAAAAAUGAAAUACUACAGUAUUACUAGUACCCACCCCACCAUGCAAACCAAACACACACUCUCUCUCAAAAAUACACACUCUCACAUACACACACUCUCUCUCUCACAUACACACCCUCUCUCAAAACACACACCUACCAUGAAAUACACAGGGAAGUUUUUAAAUAAUGAACCUGAAACUAAAAUUUAGACAGAAUUAGUUUACAAAUUACUGCAUAUUUCCCACCACAUAGUUCCUACCACAUAGUUCCUACCACAUAGUUCCUACCACAUAGUUCUUACCACAUAGUUCCAACCACAUAGUUCCCACCACAUAGUUCCCACCACAUAGUUCCCACCACAUAGUUCCCACCACAUAAUUCCCACCACAUUGUUCCCAACACAUAUUUCCCACCACAUAGUUCCCACCACAUAGUUCCCACCACAUAGUUCCCACCAUAUAGUUCCCACCACAUAGUUCCUACCACAUAGUUCCUACCACAUAGUUCCUAUCACAUAUUUCCCACCACAUAGUUCCCACCACAUAGUUCCUACCACAUAGUUCCUGCCAUAUAUUUCCUACCAUAGUUCCUAUGCAAUCAAGUGGCUUUUCCUGAUAGCUAAACAUUAAAACAUCCAUAUUUUGUCAUCUUAAAUUUAAAUGAUUAGAUGUUGCAAACAUAUUUUGUAAAUAAUCACACAUAGACCACAGAGUGACCAUACAUACACCAUGCAUUGACCAAAGAGUGACAAACAUUGGCCUCAUAGCGGGACCACAAACUGCCAUUCAUUUACCACAUAUUGACCUUCCAGUAACCACAGAGUGACCAUACAUUACACCAUGAAUCGACCGCACACUGACCACUUUGAUUUGACCACACAGGUUUGGCAGCCUGAAGCUCAACUCGACAUCAGAGAUGGAGGAGAACUCCACUUCCCUGAAGGAGAGACUUGUGCUCCAGGCCAGCGACAAGAUUCGCGGUCACAUCUACCACUGCAACGUCCACUACCCUGGUCUCAUCACUGUGGAGUGCCUGGCCCUGCCGGCCAUACAAGUUUACAGUGAGAAUGUUGUGCAUUUGAAACCAAUGCUCACUUAUCUUUAAAUUGUCUUUUCGAAAUUUCUUUAAGAGCAGCCAUUCAUUUGCUAUUUUGUACGAGUUUUAUUUUUCCUAUACAGGAGUCUCUAAAUAAAAAAAAAUUAUUAAAUAUAAUUUUGGGAAUUUGGGUUAAUGAUACAGGUUCAGUCUUAACACAUGCGAUUUACAUUGAUAGGACUUCUUUAGAUACAGGUUCAGUCUUAACACAUGAGAUUUACAUUGAUAGGACUUCUUUAGAUACAGGUUCAGUCUUAACACAUGAGAUUUACAUUGAUAGGACUUCUUUAGAUACAGGUUCAGUCUUAACACAUGAGAUUUACAUUGAUAGGACUUCUUUAGAUACAGGUUCAGUCUUAACACAUGAGAUUUACAUUGAUAGGACUUCUUUAAAACAAAAAAAGUCAUUUAAAUGUUUUCAAGAAUCCCAAAUAAAACUAUGCAUUUUACCUUGCUUACCUAGUGUGCAUUUUACCUUGCUUACCUAGUGUGCAUUUUACCUUGCUUACCUAGUGUGCAUUUUACCUUGCUUACCUAAGGUGCACUUGCAUAAUCCCACACAUAUUCACUUGAUUGUUAGCCCAAUCUAUAUCUGAGUUUUCUUUCAUGCGCCCAUGUGUUAACUGUGACUAAGAUUUUUUUUGUGUUUUUGUAAACCAGGUCCAGCUGAGGUCAUUGCCGUCCAUGUGUUCCCUGUGACCAGACACAAUGACUUCCCUCUAGGCACAAAUGUUGUACUCAAGUGUAUCAGUAGAGGAUUUCCAGGUGAGUCAUUGAAAACAGUUUCUUUCAUACAGCUCAGUACGACGAAAUUCUCACAUAUCAUAGUGUUUAUUAUUAGUAAUAAAACACUGCAAUCAGGCUAGCAAAAAAAGGAAAUGAUUAAAACCUGAAAAAGGACCGCAACUAAACAACGAACAUGUCAGCAGGAAGCCUUUGUCGGCGAACAAACAUUAGAAAAAACAGAAUAAAAUUUAAAAAAUAGCACUUAGCUGAGAAGUCGUAUCCAAGAGGCCACCCAAGGAAUUCUUUGUUGUCUUGCUUUCCUUUUCAUCCUUUCAGGGCUACUAUUUAUUGGUGCAACACAUAUUUUAUCUUUUAUUCAGCCAUAAUUUUUAGAUCAUCGUUUACUUAGCUGUAAAUUAUUAGGCUAUCAUUAAUUUAAUCACAAAUUAUUAGAUUAUCAUUUAUUUUGUUAUAAAUUAUUAGUUUAUCAUUUAUUUAGUUAUAAAUUGUUAGGUUAUCAUUUAUUUAGUGAUAAAUUAUAAGUUUAUUACUCAUUUGGCCAUCAUUUAUUUCCUUUGGUUUAUGGGAAGGUAAAAGAAUAUAUCCUGCAAAAUUGGAGUGAUUUAUUGUGGAUUGGUUUUUUACUUUCAACUGUAGAAUCUUUGAUAUUAAGUACGGGAAAAAACACUCAAGCUAACUUGUAUGAUCUGUUUUCAAUAAGAUGUCUGAUAUGUUUUCAAUAAGAUGUCUGAUCUGUUUUCAAUAGAUGUCUGAUAUGUUUUCAAUAAGAUGUCUGAUAUGUUUUCAAUAAGAUGUCUGAUAUGUUUUCAAAAAGAUGUCUGAUAUGUUUUCAAUAAGAUGUCUGAUAUGUUUUCAAUAAGAUGUCUGAUAUGUUUUCAAUAAGAUGUCUGAUCUGUUUUCAAUAAGAUGUCUGAUCUGUUUUCAAUACGAUGUUUGAUAUGUUUGUCAAUAAGAUGUCUGAUAUGUUUGUCAAUAAGAUGUCUGAUAUGUUUGUCAAUAAGAUGUCUGAUCUGUUUUCAAUAAGAUGUCUGAUAUGUUUUCAAUAAGAUGUCUGAUAUGUUUUCAAAAAGAUGUCUGAUAUAUUUUCAAUAAGAUGUCUGAUAUGUUUUCAAUAAGAUGUCUGAUAUGUUUUCAAUAAGAUGUCUGAUAUGUUUUCAAUAAGAUGUCUGAUCUGUUUUCAAUAAGAUGUCUGAUAUGUUUUCAAUACGAUGUUUGAUAUGUUUGUCAAUAAGAUGUCUGAUAUGUUUUCAAUAAGAUGUCUGAUAUGUUUGUCAAUAAGAUGUCUGAUAUGUUUUCACUAAAUGCUGUGAUUAAACGUAAUAGAUCUCACCAGGAAAACUGUUUCCCAACUUAUUUAAAUAUUCUCCCCUCCUAAUGUAUCUUCCUGAUGUGCUCCACAGUCCCCACCUACUCCUGGAGCUUCAUACCAGCUGGGUCAGACAAGAACACUGAGAUGUUGGCUUACAGCAGCCAGUUCACCAUUGACAGCUUUGCAGAGGAUCAUGCUGGGACGUAUGUGUGUCACGUGACCAAUGAGAUCCUGGUCAAAUCCAGCGGUCCUGGGAGCUAUGACAAUCUGGAGACAUUCCUGCACAGCCGCAACGUGACUCUUACCGUAGCUGGUUGGUACAUUUUGAUGGUCAAAAGUUUAAUAUUUUUGUUCAGAUACUCAAAAAGAAAAUUUGAUUUCAGUCAAUCGUUUCUAUCAACUAUUCUUUAUUUAAUCUAUGCCAAUGAAUCUGAACUAGGAGACUUAAAGAUGCAAACAGGCAGUGGUGAAUUCUGAUUUUUUUGCCUUUACAAACUCCUUUUCGUUGUUAAUGUCAAUUAAUUUUUCCAAAAAUGUACAAAGCAUUUGUUAGAAGCUUAAAAGUUAGACUCAAACCCACAGCAUAAGGCAUGAGAGACGAGUUACCUUGCUACUGGAACAAUCAAAUCUAAGGAAGGUCUAGAGAAUCUAAAUGUCGUUGUUUGGGGCUCACAUGUUGUCAUUCAUAACUAGAGCAGGUGUUUUAGCGGUGCUGAACUGAAAUAAAAUUAUUACAACUUGUGACUUAACUGUUUAACCCCUGCACAAUGAUUGAUGGCCAUUUUGUCCACAGAAACAGUGGAUGUCGAGGGUCCAAAUGCCGCCUACAUAGUCGGAGGCAGCAGCUCAGGUCAAGUGGGACCCCAAGUGGCGGACACGAGCAUGCGUUGUGAGUACCUGGCUUCUUUCUCAGACUGCCCGGCUGUCUCUUUCCUCCAAAUUUUUUCUAUGUCAAUAUUACGGCAAGAUAAUGUCACAAGAAAUCAUUGAAUAAUCCUGCCUUUCUUGCGAUUAAUUUUAAAAAUGUUAUUAAUUAAUGGAAAAUGAUUUUAAAUUCAUGUGAAAAUUAAUUAUUAAAUCUAAUAAUCGGAAUACUCGGGAAAAAUAAUAUUUUAAAAUCACUCUAAAAUAUUUAAUGUCUCUCUAAACUUUAUAUGCUAUCUUGACUUUGUGAAUAUUAUUUUCAUAUUUUCCCUCUGACAAAUAGCAUUGGGUUUAGUUUUAAAUAAUUUUAAAUAUGUUGGGAGCAAAAUGUUCAAUAGAAGGUAUGACAUAAAUUUCUUCUUUGAGAUGAAAAAUAUUUGAGUUAAAAAAUAGUUAGCUUUAUCUUUAAAAAUAAAUAUUUAAUCUUUACUUUUGUUUAAUCCCCCUAAUUGUUUAAUUUUCAUUAUUUUAGUUUUUUGUUUUUUAUUUCAAUUAAUUCUGUGACAAUAAACUAAAGGAAGGUAAUUAAACGUAAUGUUUUCAUUUUAGACAUUUAAAAAUUUUUUUUAAAUUUUCUCUUACAAGACCAUCUAAGAAUAUUCUAUUUGAUUGUGACCAUUAACUGUACCAUUUGCCUACUGUAUUCCUUUAGUUCUGAAAAAUCUCCUUAAAAAAUAAAAAAUGAUUUUAGUAAAUGUUACUGUUGCCAUUGUAGUUGUUUAUUUUGAAGAAAUAUCAAUUUAUAAAGUGAUAUUAUCUUCUGGUUUUAAGAUCAAUUUAUAAAGUGAUAUUAUCUUCUGGUUUUAAGAUCAAUUUAUAAAGUGAUAUUAUCUUCUGGUUUUAAGAUCAAUUUAUAAAGUGAUAUUAUCUUCUGGUUUUAAGAUCAAUUUAUAAAGUGAUAUUAUCUUCUGGUUUUAAGAUCAAUUUAUAAAGUGAUAUUAUCUUCUGGUUUUAAGAUCAAUUUAUAAAGUGACAUUAUCUUCUGGUUUUAAGAUCAAUUUAUAAAGUGACAUUAUCUUCUGGUUUUAAGAUCAAUUUAUAAAGUGACAUUAUCUUCUGGUUUUAAGAUCAAUUUAUAAAGUGAUAUUAUCUUCUGGUUUUAAGAUCAAUUUUUAAAGUGACAUUAUCUUCUGGUUUUAAGAUCAAUUUAUAAAGUGAUAUUAUCUUCUGGUUUUAAGAUCAAUUUUUAAAGUGACAUUAUCUUCUGGUUUUAAGAUCAAUUUUUAAAGUGACAUUAUCUUCUGGUUUUAAGAUCAAUUUUUAAAGUGACAUUAUCUUCUGGUUUUAAGAUCAAUUUUUAAAGUGACAUUAUCUUCUGGUUUUAAGAUCAAUUUUUAAAGUGACAUUAUCUUCUGGUUUUAAGAUCAAUUUUUAAAGUGACAUUAUCUUCUGGUUUUAAGAUCAAUUUUUAAAGUGACAUUAUCUGCUGUUUUUCUUUUACAUUUCUGCUUAUAAUAUUAAUUUUAGCUUUCCUAUGUCUGGACAUUUUUCUUUAAAAGCGUAUCAAUUUUUGGAUGUCUUUCAUCUUGCUUGUGCAUACCAGUAACCAUUCAACAGUUCUUUGUGACAUCAAUGGAGAUGCCCAACCUAUCCUUAGAUAUUGAAAUUCAAAAAAACCUAUUGAUUGCCGUCUCAAGAUAAAUUAUUGUAAAUAUGUAGUAUACAUUUAUACAAUUUUUUUUUUUUUUUUUAUUGUUGCCAUGAAAUCUCAAAUUUUCAUUAUAAAGCCAUAAGAUAGUUUUAAAAAAAGCUAACUUUAGUUGUUUGAUCGUGUCAGUAGAAAUGGGGUCCUCUCCACGUGUCAAACUAAGUGUCAUGGUCACACACACACACACACAGUGUUUGUUGACACACUGUUUAGUUGUUGGUGAAACCUUUCAUCUUUAGGUGCAGACAAUCUUCAAACUUGUAACAGUAAAAUAUAAGUUUCAGAUUUUACAAUUUUUAAAAUAUAUUUAAUUAUUUAAAAAAAAAAAGUCUUUACAGUUAAUUUAAUUGUUUAACUUUGAAUAUUUCACUGAAUAAUCAAAUUGAAAUCUCCCAAAAAAAAAAAAAAAUCGUUUUAUACUCAUCACCUGCUUGAUUUGGUAGCCUCAACAGUAGAAAUCUGAGAUAAACCAGUAAUGCAUUGAAAUUGUCAGACCGGUGUGUCCAGCCAUCGAUGUCUUUGUUAUGUUUGUUUCAUCUCCUAUGCUUGCAGACUCCUACCGUGCCAGACCCAAUACCUCUCUCUGUAAGUGUGCUGUUUCUCGACUUGUUCUCCUAGCCGUGUCCCCUCACCGCCUCAACCCUUCCACGCUCAGUUAUGCACAGAGUAGCCACCUGUAUAAAUUCAUAAUUUUUUUAGCAUCUGCCAUUUAGUUCUGUAUGGCUUGGACUGAUAUGCCCGGUGGCCUCAAUGGCUCUUAGUGACACUUGUCCCAGAAAGUAAAUAAUAUUUACAUACAGAGUUUACAUACAUUAAAUUUUGAGCUUUCCGUUUUUACAAGCUAAAAAUAGAUUUCUUGAACGCAUUGAUGGAUAUUUUGAUGUAAAGCUAAAGAAAUGUGUCUAAAUUUUUUUGACAGUUUACAUUACAGACUGGAUUUCUUUGUGACUGUCAAAAAUAUUAAUUAAUUUUUAACGCUAAUGUGAAUUAAUGUCAUAUUCAAUUCGAAUCGCUCUUAUUUUUCACCCCGGCUGUUUGAGCUAAACACAAAAUGAGACAGACUUUGUCUUGCUGUUGUUUGUCUGUACGAGGUUACUGUGUUGACUGUUGGUGUUCGAUGGUGACACCCAUUCAUUUGUAAACUUGUUUGUAGCUGUAUAUUAUUUUACUGUUGAAUUUCAUAACAAGAUGUAAUUUUUGUUUGUGCCUGCACAUUGGAUAGGAGGCCACCAAGUGUCUCGUGUAGGGAGACACUCAUCAAUACAUUGUACAAGACAUAAAUCCAUGUUCAUCAAUGAAAAGUCCAUAAAAGUUUCUUAUUACAAGCAAACACAAACCCAUGUAAAUUGGCCAUGUCUUUUACCACAGAUACCACAAGGACAAACCCAUGUAAAUUGGCCAUGUCUUUUAACACAGAUACCACAAGGACAAACCCAUGUAAAUUGGCCAUGUCUUUUUACAAAUGUACCACAAGGCAUACAAAUAUAUACCUACCCAAGCAUGCAAUAUUGAGAUCUAUCAACUAUUUUUUUUUUAAAUUUUGACCAAAAACUGCCUCAGACACAGCUUGUAUAACCAACACAUUGCAACGUGUUUUUGAUGUCAACUUUCCAUGAAAUGUUUCUUUGAUAAGGUCAUUAUGCAUACCACCGGCUUAUUCAAAAACAUAUUGAAAUUAUUACUUGGUUGCUGCAUGGCUUACAUAGUACCCGCACUAUUUUCAUUGGCUGAUUGUGUAAAACUGUUUAUGAUCAGCUUACCAUUAUAAUCUUUUUUUAAAACAAAAUUUAAACAAGUGAUCUGACACUAUUAGUGUAUUGAAUAUGUGAUGUUUGUUCAGAGUUCUUCAAGAUUGUAUUUGAAUACAUCCAUGGAAGUGGCUUCAUUGAAUGGUUUUUCUAGACAUACAAUUUGUUGGGGUUUUUUUUAGUUUUUUUUUUUUUUGUUGUUGUUUAAACUAUUUUUAUGUACUUGCAUGCUGAUUGCUCUACAGUAAGUGUAGUCUUUACAUGCUUGUAACCAAUUAAUCUUCUAGAAAACAAUUUGAGGAAAUACAAGUUUUGAUACAACAUUCAACAAUGCUCAUUUUAAAAAAAUGCAUUCUAGUACAUAUCCAUCAAUAGAACUAUGUCUUUUGUAUAAAUUUGUUUAUAUUUUAUCAUAGUGUUAAGCUGAUCACAUAUUUUUAUACUGCCCCAGCUGUUGAACAAAUGUUUUUAUACUGCCCACAGCUCUUGACAUUUCUCUUGUUUUCUUACAGUUUCUCCAUACGCCAUAGGGGCAGUAAUCAGUGCUGGUCUGGCUGUGCUGCUCAUCAUUGUGUUCGUCUUCAUGGCAAUGAGAAUGAAGGUAAAAUUUAUUGCUGUAAAUGAAGUUAUCAGUUUUAGGUGUAAAUGAAAGUAUCAGUUCUAGGUGUAAAUUAAGGUAUCAGUUCUAGGUGUAAAUGAAGGUAUCAGUUCUAGGUGUAAAUGAAGGUAUCAGUUCUAGGUGUAAAUGAAGGUAUCAGUUCUAGGUGUAAAUGAAGGUAUCAAUUCUAGGUGUAAAUUAAGGUAUCAGUUCUAGGUGUAAAUGAAGGUAUCAGUUCUAGGUGUAAAUGAGGGUAUUAGUUCUAUGUGUAAAUGAAGGUAUCAGUUCUAUGUGUAAAUAAAGGUAUCAGUUCUAGGUGUAAAUGAAGGUAUCAGUUCUAGGUGUAAAUUAAGGUAUCAGUUCUAGGUGUAAAUGAAGGUAUCAGUUCUAGGUGUAAAUGAGGGUAUCAGUAAUCAGUUCUCUGUGUAAAUGAAGGUAUCAGUUUUACGUGUAAAUGAAGGUAUCAGUUCUAUGUGUAAAAUCAAUUCUACUUUUUAAGUCUAUUUAAGUUUAUUAACUAAAGAAAAUUGUGCACUGUUGGGUUGGAGAAAGUUGGUAUGACUGAUGUUCACAACUGCUCCAAUUUCAAAUCACAGUUAUUCCAAAACACCUUUACCAAAUGUGCAUUUGGACCUUCACCUAUGACUCCUUGGCUUGUGAGGUACUUGGCAUAGACAAGGGCUAAGGAGAAAAGGACACAUUCAAGUGGUCGAAUUCUCUAUUCCAACUUCCUUUCUAACAUUUCUCACUCUGAAUAAGAAACUACAGUCCAAGAAGUACAGCUCUAUAAAAACCUGCACUUGAAGAAGCCCAUUCUUAAGACUGAUUUCCUAAAUGGCUCUGGUGCCAACUUUGAUUUGGGAACUAUUUUAGCUCCAGAUUUUCUUUUCUUGUGCAGCAGGUUCUUGUAAAUAUGACAAACAAAAUAUGAUACUGGGUUGGCUUAAAUAUCUGUUAAGUUGGACUAAAUAUAUAUUUUUUUAAAAACUAAUCGGAUAAACAAUUUUUUUUGGGAGGAAUUUUUUAGAAUAACAUUAAAAAUAUCGUCAUUUUGUUUAAUUCUUUGCAGAAACGGGAGAAGAGAAUGAGAGAGAAGAUCGCCAGAGCGCACGAUGAAAAUUUGGAUGAUCAAGAGGUGGAGUUACUGGAUGAGAGUACACAACCAAAUACAGAAUAUUUAGUAUGUGAUACUGGUGGUGAUGGUGAUAGUUAAGUAGGAGACCAUCACAAAAUAGAUCAAUAGAUGUAGUUUACUAAUGGCUACGGUUGUAGUGCUUCUAACUCAGGUCUGUCUGAUACAGAGAUUGUUGACCAAAUGCGGUGAGACCUUAGGGUCACUCUGAUACAGAGAUUCUAUAUAAAUUUGGUCAGAUCUUAUGCUCCAACCAUGGUCAGACAUAAGUGUCACUCUGGUACAGAGAUUAUUGAUGAACUCGGUGAGACGUUUGGGUCACUCUGAUACAGAGGUUAUUGACCAACUCAGUGAGACAUUUGGGUUACUCUGAUACAGAGAUUAUUGACCAACUCAGUGAGACCUUAGGGUCACUCUGAUGCAGAGAUUCUAUACAAAAUUGGUCAGACCUUAGGCUCCAACCAUGGUCAGACCCAAGGGUCACUCUCUUGCAGAGAUAAUUGACCAACUCUGACGGGCAGUUAUGUUGCUCUGAUACAGAAUUUAAAAUACUAAUAUUGCUGUAACAGUGGCAUACUAAGAAGUUGAUCUGCAUGGUCCCAUCAUAACUAAAUAGGAAUAUUGUAAUGUAGAGAGCAGUCAACUUGACUGACACAUCAGGUCAACUUGACUGACACAUCAAGUCAUCUUGACUGUCACAUCAGGUCAACUUGACUGACACAUCCGGUCAACUUGACUGACACAUCAAGUCAUCACAGCUUUUUGCAGUUGUGAUGAGUGUAUACAUUAGCCUUGCCAUCUUUCUGUUGGAUGAUCUUCAUGUUGUAGAUGUGGUUUUGAAGACAAUUUGAAUGACAGGUGAGUUCUGUCAGGCUUGCACAGGACCAGCAAUGAUGUGACAGCGGUGGUGUUAGAUGUCAUCAUGACUUUUUAGAUAAACCGGGUCAUCUAGAAUCAUUGGCCAAGACUGAGAGGUUUAUUACUCGUGCAAUUAAUAUGUGGGAUUAAUUGUUGAUUGUAAUCAGAUGCUUCUAACCAUUUCACAAAUAUUUUUUGUUUAUAAUUUGAUGGUACAUCAUAAAGAUCUAAUCAAGAUUGAAAUAUCAAAUUAAGUUAAUAUUUUAACCAAAUAUUUUCUCUUUUAAAAAAAGCAAGUGGAAUCUUUCUUAUCAUGGUGGAAUCUUUCUCAUCAUGGCGCUUUGAUUAAAAAUAAUUUUCUCUCUUAUGGAAAUUAAAAAUUAAAAAUAAUUUCUAGACCUAAAUUUUUGCAUACGAGUGCUAAGUAUUUAAAUGAGAUUGUAGAUUAUGACUAAAAAAAAACUGCACAAAUAUUAAGGAGCACUUCUUUAAUCAGAAGCGGUUAACAACAAUUAUGUUUUGAUAAAUGCAACAUCUCCUAACAUCACCUUGCUUUAUUUACAACAUUUAUAACUGCCGCGAGACAAUUGUGUUUUGAGACGUGCAACAUCUCCUAACAUAACCUUGCUUUAUUUAUAACAUUUAUAACUGCUUUUAGAUGUAGACCUAGUGGCAUUUAUUCAUCUUACCUGUAUUCCUGGCAGAAAUUAUGUUGUCUUAAAUAAUAAUUUGUUUUAUAAAAAGUCUGUUCUGACUUGCAGAAUUUUCCUACCGGUAAUAAUAACAAAUACCAUUUUUACUGUUUUGCUGUUGGCACAAAAAUGUCAGGAUAUGUCAGAUGCAGCUCAUCAGAUAUUUCUAUCAGUUCUCCUCUAAUAUUACAAUAAUGUAACACACCUGUUGAUAAUCAAGUUAAAAAUGGAUAGAGAAUUUUAUUAUUGUCCUUUUUUUUUUAUUAUUAAAUUUUACAAAAAUCUCCCAUUUGACAUAAAAUCUCCCAUUUGACAUAAAAUCAACCACUUACUUGACAGCCAACAGAAUAUUCUCGGCUCAAGAUGAGCUGGGAAAUUCCCCGAAAGGAUGUCCGUCUUCUGGAGCAGAUUGCCCAGGGGGCUUUUGUCCAGGUCUGGAAGGGAAGGAUGAGGAGGUCCCCAGGAUCUACUGAUGUCAUGAGGGUCAUCAUUAAAAAGCUACAAGGUAAAGGUCAUUUACUUUACAUCAAACUGAAACUUGAUACAGUGAAAUGCACUUGAUGACAUGACUUUCCCCGGUUUCUGCGCCAGGUGGUUUGUUUUUUGUGAAUUAAACAAGGAAUUACUCUGAGAGCUGUAAUGUUUAUUUAUUCUAUUUGGGCUUUAAAAUGAAUUAUUUUAAGUCAAGAAUAGAAUCUCCCUUACUGAUAAAAUGCUUGAAAUAAUGAUGUAUUUUUAUAGUUUUCAAGGAAGAAAAUCAAAUCUAAGCAAUGGUAACUAAUCUAAUAAAAAAUUAUUUUUUUCAAAGUAAAUUAAAUCUAUAAAAAAUUCUGACCAAAACCAUUUUUAAAUACCAGACAACAUCACAAUACGUGUGUGUUGUUAGGAUCUUUGUUUGAUUAUGUAAUUAAAGCCUAAGGUUAGUUGUAGAAAAUAUUUCCUUUUUCAGAUAUUGUUGUGAUUUUGAAGACAAACUCGAUAAACUUAUCAAAGCUUGGCAUCUUUCCGUAAAGAUUUUCUAGGCCAUUGAUUGGCUGAAACCUAAAUAAUUUCAAAACUGUAAUAUUAUUAAAUAUUUUCAAUAUUGUUGUAAGUCAGUAGAAGUUUAAUUUUGUGGCAUUUGGUUUCUGUAAAUACCUGAUGAAGGUUGUGGAUUUGAAGAUAAAAAAAUUUAACAAAUUGAAUGCAAAUUUCCCUUAAACUAGUCGAAUUAAAAUAUUUGAAUUGGUCGUAUUUUCUGUUCUGUUUGCCUCUCAGGUGAAGCUAGUGACAAAGAAAGGCAUUUCUUCACAGCUGAGCUGGAGGUUCUCAAGAUGUUGCCGGCCCACGCCAAUGUUAUAAGACUGGUUGGAAGUUACACAGCCAAUGGUGAGCCAUGUCUCACUCUAUCAUUCAUAAACCCCCACCCCUGUAAAAGUUUGAAUAUCUUUAUAUGAACUUAAUUUAUUCUGUGUAGACAUUACUUGGAUAAGAUCAUUUCUGUUUAGUUGAGAGAUGUUUUUUUUUUUUUUAAUUUCAUAAAUUUCAACAGUUCAAACCCUCCGGUUUAUGCUAAAAUAAAAAAAAAUAAAAAAAGGCUGUUUUUCUAGAAGAUGUUUGUGGGGCCUAAAGAUAAUUUCAUGUGAACUAACAUUAUGUUUUGGUGAAAUAAGAAUUAAUUAAAAAUGUACAUUAAAAGGAAAAGAAAUAAAACAAUAAUGUUAUAAUUGAAAGCUUAAAGAAAACAGUUUACCCAUCUUAAUGUAUGUUAAUUUUUAAGUUCAUGAUUAUGUUUGUUAAAUUGUAUGUAUAGCGUGGUGGGCUGGGGUAUUGUGCUAUAUAAAGCCACCACUAAUAAUAAUAAUAAUAAUAAAAAUAAUAAUAAUAUUAUGUCGUGUAGUUAAAAGAACUGUUAAAGGCAAUGUUCUGACUGCGGCAUUUAAUUUAUCUUCAGCUAUUCACACAUUUUUUUAUAGUUGGGGACACCCCCACCACUUAAGACAUUAUAUUUCACCUUGAAAAUAAAAGAGUUGAUAGACCCCAUAAAUGACCCCUAAGAUUGCACACCACAAGUUGCACACCACAGUCCCUCAUCAAAGAAAUAGCUGCUCAGAUUUGAUGCAGAGACUGAAUCUUUCAUACAAUGCCAUAAAAACAGCUGUGUCUCAUUUCAUGGCAUUUAUUCCAUCCCCCCCCCCAACCCCCCUCCAGAGCCCUGGUUGAUGAUGAUGGAGCUGGCCAGUGAGGGGACACUGCAGCAGUUCCUACAGCGCCACUGUCCGGGACACCAGCAGGUCAUGAUAGGCAGGGGAGAGAAGCCCAGUGUCAGCUUGACCAAGAAGCAGACGCUGACAUCCCAAAAAUUACUUGCUCUUGCGGCCCAGGUUGCCAGUGGAUUAGACCACUUGGAAAAAUUUAAGGUGAGGAUAACUUAAGCAUCCUAAAACAAUCAUGACAGAUAUUUUCGUUCUUAAAAAAUUAUAAAUCUGCUUUUUUAAAGUCAUUGUAGAGCCAUGUAAAAUUAAAGCAAGUAGUUUUAAAUUCCCAUUUUAGUCCCUGAAGUCAAUUAAGUGAUAAAUUCUCACGACAAGGUGAUAAAAGUCAGUUCUGACCUGAUUAUGACUCUGCAAGUUAGUACAAUAAUUGAAACUUUCCUACGACUGUCUUUCAGCUGAUCUACUACCGACUGCGUUCGUGUAAGAUUCUUGUGGCUAAAGGUGGCAUCUGUAAGCUGUCUGGAUUUGGAUUCCCCAACGAGAUGACUGAGAGGAAUGUGUAUGAGGCUGUAAGUACAUGAGCUCUUUGAGAGGAAUGUGUAUGAGGCUGAAUGUACAUGAGAUCACUGAGUGGAUUGUGCAUGAGGCUGUAAGUACAUGAGAUCACUGAGAGGAAUGUGUAUGAGGCUGUAUGUACAUGAGAUCACUGAGAGGAUUGUGCAUGAGGCUGUAAGUACAUGAUGGGAUUGUCUAUGAGGCUUUAAGUACAUUUAGGAUUAAUUUGUGUCCAGGUUUUUAAGUGUAACCAAGUUUGACAACUCAAAGCUUCUUUUAAUUCACUUGUUCAUUAUGGCACACACUUUUCUUUUCUUUUUUUUGUCAAUUAAAUUUGAAAAAGAUGAAAUUAAAUUUGUUGACUUACAUUGUGUAUUGUCUCUAUGUCAGUUUAAUCAUACUUGUAAUGAACACAAAAACUCAUGCUGUUAAGGAACAGUUCAUUUUUUAAAACCAAUUAUUAUGAUGUCAAAGUAAAAUGACAAAGAUAGCAAAAGUCCAGCAAAAUUGUACAUCAUUAAGUUUUACAAAUUGAUUGAUCCUCUUGUCUAAAUUGCCUUAAAUGUCCCCAACAGAACUCAGUUCCUGUCCGCUGGACUGCCCCAGAGAGUCUACAGAGUAAUGUGUACAACACCAAGACAGACACCUGGUCUUACGGCAUUGUGGCCUGGGAGAUUUUACACUUUGGUCAGUCGACUGCCAAAGGCUCUUGUUUAGAUAUCUGUUAAGUUUUUCAAAUUACUUAAAUCAGUUGUGUUUGACAGCUGUCUGGAUGCAGUUAAAAUGUUAUUGUUUGACCUUUGGAGGGCAAUGUUAAUGAGAACAGACUAUUUAGCUAUUAAAGAAUUAACAUAAGUUUUAAACAGUGUGUGCAGGCCCAAAAUGAAUGGGAGCAGUUAAGAGUCUGCAAGAAUCACCUGGAGUGAAAUUGGAGAAAGAAAUAUAAUUGGAAAAAGAAAUAUAAUUGGGAAAUUAAAUAUAAUUGGAAUAAAAUAAAAAUUCAAGCACUGUCAUUAUAAAUUGUAAUGCCAUCUUUUGAACAGUUUGGGGUUUUGAAAAAAAAAAUGAUAUGUUUGUUUUUUGUUAUUGCAGGGAGCACCCCGUAUCCUACCAUGGGACCACACGAGGUCAUCGAGAGUGUACAGAAUGGCUUCAGGAUGCCCAAACCACAGCACUGCAGUUCUGAAUUGUAAGUUGCAGUGUCUGGAUUUCUUUUUGGUGGGAUGCAGUUAAUGAAAAUAAAUUUGAGUCAAGUUAAUUUAUCUUGUCACAUUGCAUAAUAGAAACAUUUCUAAGAUGAGUACGUGACCAAUGCAUUCUGCUCCCUUCUAGAUAUGAACUGUUGCUUCGAUGCUGGCACACCAUCCCCGAGGAGCGGCCAUCCUAUCAGGAAAUUCUGGAGGUGCUGUCCCACCUUGUGGUCAAUGCAGAUGUCCACAUUGACUUCUCCAGCCUGCCUGACCACCUCCUGUCUCUGGACACAGCCGACAGCUCUGCGUUUUGAAAGUGCUGCCCCAGAGAUGUCAUGCUGAUGUCAGCAGUGACCAGCAUGAGAACGAUUGCUGGACUGUUGAUAGUUGACAUCUGAAGCAAGUCUAGGGAAAAGUUUGUUAUUCAACACUUCAUCAAGGUUUGUGAGGAACUAACUGAAGCUAACCAUGUUUUUCUAAACUCAAGUUUUGUAACUAACUUUGAACAGAUGUCCCAAAGUCUGGGCAGACAUCAUUUUAACUAAUUUGUUCACUACUUCUGUGUCUUAAUCUCUCUUUCAACACCAUCCUGCCCCCUCCCACCCAUAACACCCCACCCCAUGGCAACAACCAUUCUCUUUCCCAACUGUUAGCUCCUAUAACAAAUGUUAUAAAAAUGUUUUCCUUAUAAAAAAAAUGUAUUGUAAAAUAUUCUCAAUGGGAUCACAUAGGCAGAAACGUUAUGGCAAGGGGAGGCAAAGCAUGGAUCACAUAGGCAGAAACGUUAUGGCAAGGGGAGGCAAAGCAUGGAUCACAUAGGCAGAAACGUUAUGGCAAGGGGAGGCAAAGCAUGGGUGAGAGUUUUGAGUGUAACCAUGGCUAGGGGGAGAUAAACAGAAGUUCCAGACAAAUGGGUGUGCAAUGUCAGCAAUCUUUUAGCGUGCAAGUCCAGUCCUUGGUUAUUACAUCAAAACAAAUUCUAGUUUUUGACAGGAUUCUAUACCAAGGGUUUGACAAGUAGCAUCUUACAUGAGUUUUGAGAGUAUUUACUUUUAUCCCUAAAUCAGCGGAGGUCAAAAAGGAAUAUUUUGUGAGACGGUAGGAUAAGUAGCUUUGAGUGAAUGAGAUUUACCACCAUGGUAAAUUUAGUGAGACUUACUGCCAUAGUAAAUGUAGUGAGACUUGCCGCCAUGGUAAAUAUAGUGAGACUUGCUGCCAUGGUAAAUGUAGUGAGACUUACUGCCAUGGUAAAUAUAGUGAGACGUACUGCCAUAAUUUUCUUGACCACUGGGACGUGAAUACGGUAUAUUAUGUUUAAUCCACUGGCAAGUUGUAGACACACCACAGAUUCUAAGUUACACUGACGAUGAGAUAAGUCUCUAUAAUGGAGGUGCAAUCAAGAUUUAUGAUGUUCAUUCAUUAUGAUAAAAUCUUUGACUGAACUGAUACGAUAGGGCUACUUACUGAUUUUGAUGAGAG